This is a messenger RNA of Sander lucioperca (pikeperch), 3966 nucleotides long. Its product is annotated as elongation of very long chain fatty acids protein 6-like. Bases 109 to 939 code for a protein of 276 amino acids. The record is from RefSeq and is a predicted model, not a curated record. The transcript has 4 exons. Gene Ontology annotation, biological process: fatty acid elongation, monounsaturated fatty acid; fatty acid elongation, saturated fatty acid; fatty acid elongation, polyunsaturated fatty acid. Gene Ontology annotation, molecular function: fatty acid elongase activity. Gene Ontology annotation, cellular component: endoplasmic reticulum; endoplasmic reticulum membrane. NCBI's taxonomy places the organism in Eukaryota, Metazoa, Chordata, Actinopteri, Perciformes, Percidae.
GUGGGAGGACAGAAGGACAGACCGCAGGGCGACAGACAGAGGAAGCACCAGCCACACUCUGAGUUUAUAUACUUUUCACUAAAUAUAAACUGAAAAUAUUAAACAAAGAUGAACGAGACGGAGCUUCGCCUGCCGCUGUCCGAGUACAGCUUCGAGCGGCGCUUUGACGAGCGAGGAGCCAUAGAGUGGAUGCAAGCUAACUGGAGUAAGUCCUUCGUGUUCAGCGCGCUGUACGCCGCCCUGGUGUUCGGAGGGCAGCACUACAUGAAGCCGCGGCCCAAAAUGAACCUGCGGCGGCCGCUGGUCCUCUGGUCGCUCAGCCUCGCUCUCUUCAGCAUCAUCGGGGCGGUCCGGACCGGUUCCUACAUGUUCCACGUCCUGAGCAGCAGCGGCUUCAGACAGUCCAUCUGCGACCAGAGCUUCUACAACGGACCGGUCAGCAAGUUCUGGGCCUACGCCUUCGUGCUGAGCAAAGCUCCAGAGCUCGGCGACACAGCGUUCGUGGUUCUGCGGAAGCAGAAGCUGCUGUUCCUGCACUGGUACCACCACAUCACGGUGCUGCUGUACUCCUGGUACUCGUACAAAGACAUGGUGGCCGGCGGCGGCUGGUUCAUGACCAUGAACUUCUCCGUGCACGCGCUGAUGUACAGCUACUACGCGGCGCGCGCCGCUGGGCUACGUGUGCCGCGGCCGCUGGCCGUGCUGAUCACCAGCGCUCAGAUCGGGCAGAUGUUCAUGGGGCUAACGGUUAGUGGGCUGGUGUACCGCUGGAUGCCGCACGGAGACUGCCCGUCCCACAUGGACAACAUCACCUGGGCCUCGCUCAUGUACCUCAGCUACCUGCUGCUCUUCUCCAACUUCUUCUACCACACGUACCUGCGGCGACCGCGCCAAGACGCCAGCGCUAACGGCAACGCCAAGACCUGCAAGGCUGAGUAGAGAGACGAGCCAAUACACUGGACCCUUUUCACAUUUUAUGUCCAAAGUUUUUAAAGGCUUAAAUCGGCAGAAUCACUUCUAACGUCUUCAGGCUCUGACACAUCUGACCCACCGGACCACUUUACGUCCAACGUUUACAACUUAAUUCUGACUAUUUUACAUCCGUAGAAUCCCAAGAAUUAAGCCAGUUUUUCCCAGAACAUCUUCAGAAAAUCAUGUUUCAGAUCUGCAGGCUGCACAAAGUUAGUUUCUCCACGUUUUCAGAGACUGGUGGUUUUACGUCGGACACAUCCGACCCACCGGACCACUUUACGUCCAACGUUUACAACUUAAUUCUGACUAUUUUACAUCCGUAGAAACCCAAGAAUUAAGCCCGUUUCUCCCAGAACAUCUUCAGGAAUCUCGUGUUUUCCUUCACCCGUUUAGUUUUCUGACUGACUGUUAAACGUCCUGCGAGAGAGAGACAGGUGUAGAUCUGUCUCGGAGAGUCUCCAUGACCUUGUAUUUUUCCCUCCAAGUUGGAGAGCUCCUUUUCAAGAAGGCUCUUAAUCUCCAGACGCUUUCUCCCAAAAAACACACGUUACACCAGCGUUUAACAACCUAACAACAAGGACGUUUUUUUUACGUCGGCAGAAUCACAAGAAUGAAGCCAGUUUCUCCCAGAACAUCUUCAGAAAGCACGCGUUUGUUUCUUUGAUAUUUUAUGUGAGUAGACACACAUCUGACCUACUUUUUGGGCUUUUGUCGUUGACGUUUAAAAACUUAAUUCUGACUAUUUUACAUCCAUAGAAUCAUAAAAAUGAAGCCAGUUUGUCCCAGAACUUCUUCAGGAAUCAUGUUUGUUUCUUUGACGAUUUAAUGUCCUGCAAGAAAAACAUGUCCCACUUUAGCUGGGACGGAGACUUUAUCUGGGACGGAGACUUUAGCUGGGACGGAGACUUUAUCUGGGACGGAGACUUUAUCUGGGACGGAGACUUUAGCUGGACGGAGACUUUAGCUGGGCGGAGACUUUAGCUGGGCGGAGACUUUAGCUGGGCGGAGACUUUAGCUGGACGGAGACGGAGACUUUAGCUGGGACGGAGACUUUAGCUGGACGGAGACUUUAGCUGGACGGAGACGGAGACUUUAGCUGGGCCGAGACUUUAGCUGGACGGAGACUUUAGCUGGACGGAGACUUUAGCUGGACGGAGACGGAGACUUUAGCUGGACGGAGACUUUAGCUGGACGGAGACGGAGACUUUAGCUGGGCCGAGACUUUAGCUGGACGGAGACGGAGACUUUAGCUGGGCCGAGACUUUAGCUGGACGGAGACGGAGACUUUAGCUGGGCCGAGACUUUAGCUGGACGGAGACGGAGACUUUAGCUGGACGGAGACUUUAGCUGGGCUGAGACUUUAGCUGGACGGAGACGAAGACUUUAGCUGGACGGAGACGGAGACUUUAGCUGGACGGAGACUUUAGCUGGACGGAGACUUUAGCUGGACGGAGACUUUAGCUGGACGGAGACUUUACCUGGACCGAGAAUGGACCGAGACUUUACCUGGACCCAGACUUUAUCUGACUUGCUGGACUGGAGGUUUUCACAUUUUGUUGAACAUUGUUCUGACGUUUUUACAAGAAUUCAUCUCCAACAUCUUCAGGAUCUGCAGGCUGCACAAAGUUUGUGUCUUCACGUUUAACGUCCUGCAAGAAAGAACACGUCACACUUUGUGUCCUUUUUAACUUCCUACAUUUAUUUUUUUAAAACCAAGCACUAAUUUUUAUUCAUAUAGAAAUAUGCAUUUUUAAAUACAACAAACGGAAUCAUUUCUCAUCCUGACGGUCUGGAACUGUUAGAAAAUCUGCAGAUUUUAGUCCAAUAAUUAACCUUCUGUUGACGUUUCCUCUGAGAAAAGUUUUGGCACCGCACCCGGCCGCAGAAACCUGCCGCUCCUCCUAAACCACUCGUACUGGUUUCACUGGUCCACACACACACACACACACACACACACACACACACACACACACACACACCUACCUCCCUCCCUCCCAGUCCCAUCUGCCAGCAGCCAAUCACAGUCCAGCUGUCUGAGUCACAGUUACAGCUGACUCUCCUCGCUCGUGUUCAGAGUUUAGAAAUGAAUGUCUCCGAGUUUAACAAAGUUCAGCUUCUGUCAACACGCUGCCUCCUUUUUCAUUAUGGGAUGUUAAUCUGCUCCACAGUUAGACCAGAGAAACCAGGGAGUCUCAAACCCCAAAUAUUCAGUUUAAUAAGAUGUAUAAACGCACAAACCGUCCGCUGGAUGAAUGACGAUUAAUCAGUGAGCUGUUAAAUUUACAAAACUAAGCAACUAAUCGUUACAGCUUGACACUCGCCGCUGACUUUACUCGCCGCUGACUGUACUCGCCAAUAACUGAACAGAAGAGUAAUCUGCGUUUUCGGUUUGUCUAACGUGAGAAGUUUUUGUCAAACUAGUUUACACUGUGUUCUGUUUCUGGGUUUUUCCAUCAACGUUUCCAGCUGAGAAACAAAAGGGAAAUCUAUGUAUUAUUUCAUCAAUCUAUUCUAGAUCUAUGUCUUAUUUAGUCUAUCUAUUCUAGAUCUAUGUCUUAUUAUUUAGUAUUUAUUUGACGUAUGAUGGCAGCCAAUCCGUGGCUGGAGAAGUCCACUGGUGUUCCACUCCACUGAGUGUCUUCUACUUUAUUAAUAUCACUCAUCAUUCAGCUUACAUGCUGUUAUUUAUCAUUUUGUACCGUUUAUAUUUUUGAGAGUUUGACUUGUUUACUAAAAGCUGUUGCUAGGAAACGUCUUCCUCACAUGCCAACCUGUCUUAUGUGUCCAUUAUUAUAAUUAUUAUAACUUAUUGUAAUUAUUAUGACGUGUGUGAUUGUGAAAGGAGACGUUCAGCAGGAAGAAGCUGUUUGAUAACGAGCCAAAUGAAAGCUGACGAUGAUUUUCCGUAUGAACACACGAACGUAAACACACUCUUCAGCUUUUAAACAUUUUAUUUAUUGUUUGAGAAAUAUAAUAAAGAAGCUGUUUAUACAA